GAUUAGGAAGCCGCCGCUGCGCGCGGUGUGUUGGGAGAAGCCGCGUCUGCAGGGGUUAAUCUCUGGGUCCGGAGUUUAAGGUACUUAAGGACCUCUUCUCCUUUCAAAAAGUUUGCCCACCUCAGAGGUGGACGGACCUUCACGCUGCCAGGUCCUCAGCCGGCCAGACGGACCCAACGCUGCCGGCCGCCACCUGAGUGAAGUCGCCUCGCAGAUUAGCUGCGUUAAUUCAUGCCCAAGUGUCCGCAAAUUUUGUCGCGUGUCCGUCUCGUGUCCUCUCUGUGAGAGUCCGCCGGGCGUUCUCUUCUUGGAGUUUUUGUGCCCCCCCCCCCAUUCGCUGUCUUCUGAAUCAGAGCCGGUUGGGGCAUCUUGGAAAAUCUCAACCCGACGCCUUAUCAAACUUCGAAACCGUGUAACCCUGAAACUACAGAUAACCGACCUUCUGCGGAUUCUUUUUGUUUCUUUUAUUGUUCCGUUUCUUGGAGGAAUUCUUUGCCGGGUCGCCAGAGGGGGCUUCUGUCUGAGGGGCUUUUGGGUGACUUCAUUAUUAAACUCCUCCUGACCUGAGUGACUAUUAACGGAGACCCUCCAUUCUUCACAAGACGCAGCUGAUGAUCCAAUCGCAGUCUCACGGGAGAGAUUAAAGUCCCUUGAAUUGUUUGCCCUUUGUUUCAUGGGACUCGGCCCCAGUGUCUGUUCGAUGACAUUAACCUGCCGCCAGAAACCAGAGGAAGAAGCCAUUAAGGGGGCUUCAUCCCACCGUGGCGAUUCAGCGAGGGCCAUACAUAAAGGACCGUCCUUCUCUGGGACGAUGGCUCCUCGCUUGCCCCGUCUCCUUGGCUGUCUGAUAGUGGCGAGCGUGGUCCUCCCAGGAAGCCAUGCCUUCUUCCCCAACUUCUGGUCCAAGUUCUUGUCGGUGACGUGGGGAUCGUACACUCACCAGGAUCUGACGGAGGAGGCCAUACUCAACGUCACCCUGCAGAUCCUGCUGGACAACAAGCAUCCUACCCGUCCCCCAUUAAACAAACAGGACUUCCAGGGUAAGACGCUGAUUGCAGAUGACAUUUUAAGAGCGUAUUUUGGAGAAGAAGUGUCUGUCCGCCAGUUCAGGGCCUCCGUGCGGCAAAUAGUCAAUGCGAACGCCAACACGGACUUCCUCAACGGGACCCGCGACGACCCCUUGUGUCAUUUCGACUCUGAGAGAUUGCAGCAAGGAAACAGCCUCCUGCUGAGGGCCCGGGAGGACCUACUCACUGCUAUGAAGGCCAAAGACUACGAGGGGUCUCGGCAGAGGUUAGGCCAGAUGUUGCACUCCUUGCAGGACUUUUACAGUCACACCAACUGGGUAGAGAUGGGUAACACUGACAUUUACCCCGAUCUAGCCUCUCCAGGGAAAGACAUCACCUCUCUAGCUGGAGCCUCGGAUCAGACCUGUAUAGACUGCACUGAAGUCUCGUGUCGGAACAACAUAGCAGAGAGCGUUCAAAAGAGAAAUCUCCUGACAUCGGGCUACUUCGGAGAAACACCUAAGAAGCCUCGGGGAAAGUGCAGCCACGGCGGGCCUUUCGAUUAUAGCAGUCGGUUUAGUGCACGUGGUGGAAUCAACAAGGACACCAACAACGCCAUUUAUUCCCCCCACCACUUCCUCCACACCCAGGCUGCUGAACUGGCUCUCCGGGCUACCAUUCAGUUUCUGAGCCAGCUACGGAAAGAUGUGACGGACCGUGAGAUGCUGAGGCUCCUCGGAGUCUCUUCUUUUCCAGCUCUGAGUUUCGUCCUGGACACAACGGGAAGCAUGGGGGAAGAGAUUACCGCGGUCCGACGCCAGGCCAAUGAGAUAAUUAAUAGGCAGAAUCUGCUGUACCCAGACUACUAUAUCCUCGUGCCUUUCCACGAUCCAGGAUUCGGCCCUGUAUUCAAGACAAGUGACCCUAAUGAAUUCCGGAAGUAUCUGAAUUCUCUGGUCGCCCUGGGUGGGGGAGAUGAACCAGAGAUGUGUCUGUCGGCACUGCGGCUGGCUCUGAUACACACUCCUCCUCAUUCCGAAAUCUUUGUUUUUACUGAUGCUUCCGCCAAAGACAUUGAGCUUCGGAGCUCCGUGGAGGCUUUGAUCCAAGAUAAAAAGAUGAAGGUUUCUUUCCUGAUUACGGAGGAUCCUUCUCUGACACGCGGACGGAGCAGGAGGGAAUUGUUAAGACAGGACAGAUUUGACCUGUAUUCGGAACUUGCGAUGACGUCAGGUGGCCAAGUCAUCUUCACCAACAACGAAGACAUCAGUAGUGUAUCGGAUGUCAUUGGAGAAUCAGCCCACUUUGAUAUGGUCAAGCUUCUUCAUCUCCAGAGCGAGAGGAAAGGAAACGCCACCCAUGUAUUUGAGGUGGACAAAUUUUUGCACAGUGUUUCUUUGUAUAUAAAUGGAGAAGUCAAGAAAUUCAACAUAAUAGAUCCUGCAGGUCACGUCCAGCAUGGCGUUCGUCGUUCCAGUGGCACGUUAACUCGAAUUUCUCUCAAAGACCCUCUGUCUGUGGGGAGCUGGAGCAUCGUUAUGACAACCAUGGGACUCCACACUUUACAUGUUCAAGGUCGCAGUUCUGUUGACUUCCUUUAUUAUUUCGGGGCUUCCAUGAACGGUUCUCACCCGGGGUUGUAUACAUACACCAACCAACCGGUAGCAGGAGUCCCGGCCGUGUUGGUUGUUGAAACCAUUGGACUCCCGGAGACUGCUCAUCUGGACCAUGUCUCUCUGACCUCCAUCGAAGGGGAGACCCAGAGUUUGGAACUGAGAAAGACCAGUAAGGCAGGGCUCCUGGUGACCGAGGUGGGGCACAUGCCUAUCGGUGAGUUCAGAGUUGGGGUGAGCGGCCAAGAUGAUAACGAGCAUGCACUGCAUCGGGAGGCCCCCCAGCAUCUUAAAGCAGCGGAAUGUGUGGUGGAGAUGUCAAACGAGUCUCCGUCUGCCCUGACUCCAGGCUCCAAUCGUCGAGUGUCGCUCACAAUCAGCAAUUACGCCCCAUCCACCUGCUAUAGCGUUAGUUUGAUCAGCGAUGACUCGGAUUUCACGAUAAACCAGACCAUCGGCAGACUCAACAUGAAUCGCUACGAGAGCCACGUGACAGAAUUCUGGAUCAAAGCUCCCAACACAGCGAAGGAAGAGGCGGUCGUCACCGUUAUAGCAUCGAUCGCCAGCUGUGAGAAAAAGACAAGGGCCUGCUUCACGAUGUUAACCCUCGUGGUGCAGAAAAAAACACGGGUUUCGCCCAAAACAUUUCCUUCUUGCACCCUCAUGUCCUAUUCCGGCUCUUGCCCCCCUCUCUCUCCGGGGUCCUGCCAGUCCCGUGCCUGGGGGGCAGUUCUACAGGUGUCAGAUCGAGAUGGAGUCAAGUCCGUACAGAUUCUGUUUGGCACCGGUUCCAUCUCUCACGGCCCUGAUGGGCCGUCAGAACGCAUUGAAUUCACGUCAGACUGUUGCUCACCUUCAGCGGAGAUCCUUCUGACCACCUACCGGCGGACGACAGGGUACUGCCACCUAACUGCCCCCUCCGCGGCCACACAGUUGGGGCAAAACAAGACCCUGGUUCUACUGCUUGGAUUAAUGAUAUAUUAUAUCACCAGUUGGACUGUGUAGUCUGCGUCUGGCAUACCAAUCGAUGAGGGGCAGAGUGUGAAGAAGACCUACAUCCAUGACUAUGUUAGGGAUAUUAAUGAGACAAAAUAGGCAAAACCAAUAUUUUAUCACGUAUGCAAAACGAUGACGCUAUUAAUUAUUGUAGGACCACAUCCACAAUAUUAAUACAAAGAGAUACCCUAUAUUUUAUCUCUGAUCCUAAAUCCUUUCAAAUCGCAUCAAAAUUAUAAUUCAAAUGAGAUAUAUUAUAUCACCACGAUAGUCAAUCAAAAAUAUCAUUUAUUGGAAAAACACCAUUUAUAAAAUAUCUAUAUAAGUCAUGCAGUGCAUAAUAUAAUACAGAAAAAUUACCUAAGCAUGUCAAAGUGAAUCAGUUCAGAAAUACAGUAUAUUAUCGAUGAAUUAUCAAAUAUG
Spea bombifrons (plains spadefoot toad) is the source of this 4039-nucleotide messenger RNA. RefSeq names its product von Willebrand factor A domain containing 7 (gene VWA7). NCBI's taxonomy places the organism in Eukaryota, Metazoa, Chordata, Amphibia, Anura, Pelobatidae. The record is from RefSeq and is a predicted model, not a curated record. The coding region runs from base 674 to 3625 and encodes 983 amino acids. The transcript is spliced from 18 exons.